AUGAAGAUCAUUAUCUACCUCGGGACAAUUUGGAUUACUGCAACUUUUGCAAUUCCUACUUUUUUUCCAUAUCCUGUGUUGCAUGAAUUUAAUCCGCACCCUCUGCACCACCAUGUCAAGCACGUUAGGAUAGGAAUAGGCCAUGGUGGAAAAAUUCGACCUGGCGGAUUUGGUAAUGUUGGAAUACCUUUUGAUGAUGAGACAAGCAAAUUAAUUGGAGUUGAUUUAUCAGAUGUGGGCCAUGUUAUUGGAGCAGGAGGAUUGGGUAUAGGAGGCACCUUUGAUCUGGCAGGUGAAGUACAUGGGGCAGGCGGAGUAAGCAGCUCAACGGGGGUAGGUGAUACAAGCUCAAUAAGUGGAGGCGGUGCACUCAGUACAGCAAAUUCACAAGGUGGAGGAGGUGGAAUAAGUGCAUCAGGAUCGUUUGGUGGACUAGAUGGAUUUAUUGGAUCAGGAGGAGUAAACGGUGUGAGCGGGGUAAGCAGCAACUCCCAAGGUGGAGGGGGAGGCAUAAGUGGAAUAAGUGCAUCGGGAACAUUUGGUGGAGUAAGUGGACUUGGUGGAUCGAGUGGAGUAAAUGGUGCAAGCAGCUAUUCCCAAGGUGGAGGAGGAGGCGUAAGUGGAAUAAGUGGAUCGGGAGCAUUUGGUGGAGUAAGUGGACUUGGUGGAUCAGGUGGAGUAAAUGGUGCAAGCAGCAACUCCCAAGGUGGAGGGGGAGGCGCUAGUGGAAUAAGUGCAUCGGGAGCAUUUGGUGGAGUAAGUGGAUUUGGAGGAACAGGUGGAGUAAAUGGUGCAAGCAGCUACCAACAAGGUGGAGGGGGAGGCCUAAGUGGUGCAUCGGGUGCAUUUGGUGGAUCAGGUGGUAUAAACAGCGCAAGUGAGGCAAGUAGCAACUCACAAGGCGGAGGAGUAAGUGGACUUAGUGAAUCAGGUGGAGGAAAUGGUGUAGACGAGACAAGUGGAGCAGGUGCAUUAGGUGGAUCGAGCGAAAUAGGUGGAGAUGCUGUAUCGGGACAAGGAGAUGUAGCCAAUGGGGUAAGUGGAGUAUUCGGAGUAAGCGGAGUAUUUGGAGGAAGCGGGGCAGAUGGAAUAGGUUCAUCAGAUGCGCAGGAUGGAGAUCUUGGAAAAUCAAGUGGAGGAAGCACAACCAGUCAAAUAAACGAAGUAGAUACGACAAGUGGACUUGGCGAUAGUGGGACUAAUGAAGUAAGCAGGGAGAAUGGAAUAAAUUCAUCAGAUGCACAAGGGGAAGAAGUUGGAAUAGGUGGAGGAAGUACAACUGAUGAAGUAACUGAACAGGUCGGGACAAGUGUAGACACAACAAGUGCAUUUGAUGGAGAAGCUUUAUUAAAUGGAGACACUGAGGUAAAUGAAUCAAAUGGUACAAAUGGAGAUGGUGUUUCAGGACGCGCUGGUGCAUCAGCUGUAGUGAGUGGAGCUAAUGCAUCAAGCAAGGGGAAGAGGCCUAAUGAAACAACCAGAACGAUUGGGUUACCCUUAUUAGGUUCAUCAAGUCUCUUUGAUGAAGCAGUUGGAUCGGGUGGAUCUGCUGCGUUUGGUGGAAAAAAUACAUUCGGUGGAAUUGAAGGAGGAAUAGGGAGACAAGGAGGAGCUAAUGUACAACGUGGUGGAGGCACAUUAGGUGGAAUAAGAGCCUUUGGUAGCACAGAGAGUGGAGCAGGUAGUUACCGUGGAGCUGCUCAAUUUAGUGGACCAGAAGUAACGGGAGGAUCUAGAGCAGUUAGUAAACAAGAUGGAGCGGACGGAUUAGGUGGAACUGGGGUUUUAGGUGGAACUAGUGCACUGAGUGUGACAGGCAGUUUCGGUGGCGCUGUUGGAUUUGGUGGACCACGAGUAACCGGAGGACCUGGAGGAGCGGGCGCAUUUGGUGGAAUCGGUGGCCUUGGUAGAGCAAGUGCACUGAGCGGGUCAGGUGGUGUCGGUGGGGCUGUUGCAUUCGGUGGGCCAGGAGUAACAGGAGGAUCUGGAGAAGCUAGUACACAGCGUGGUGGCGGCGCAUUAGGUGGAAUCGGUGGCGUUGGUGGAGCAACUGCAUUGAGCGUGUCAGGGAGCUACGAUGGCGCUGUUGGAUUUGGUGGGUCACGAGUAACCGGAGGACGUGGAGGAGCUCGUAUACAAGGUGCUACGGACGCGUUAGGUGGAAUAGGUGACCUUGGUAGAGCAAGCGCAUUCAGUGGGGCCGGUGGUGCCGAUGGAGCUGUUGGAUUUGGUGGAUCAGGAGCAACGGGUGGACUUGGAGGAGGCAGUAUACAAGGUGGUGUGGCUCCACUAGGUGGAAUGGGUGACGUUGGUGGAGCAAGUGUACUGAGCGGAUCGGGUGGUUAUGGUGGAGUUGUUGCAGUUGGUGGGCCAGAAAUAACGGGAGGAUCUGGAGGAGCUAGUAUACAACGCGGUGGCGGCGCAUUAGGUGGAACCGGUGACCUUGGUAGAGCAAGUGCACUUAGUGGGGCAGGUGGUGUCGGUGGUGCUGUUGGAUUUGGUGGAACAGGAGCAACGGGAGGAACUAGAGGAGGUAGUAUACAAGGUGGUGCGAGUUCACUAGGUGGAAUCGGUGACCUUGGCGGAGUAAGAGGAUUAAGUGGUUACGGUGGAGCUGUUCCAUUUGGCGGGCCAGAAGCAACGGGUGGCCUUGGGGAAGUUAGUAUACAAGCUGGUGGCAGUGCAUUAGCUGGAACCGAUGUCCUUGGUGGAGCAAGUGCACUGAAUGGGAUAGGUGGUGUCGAUGGAAUUGUUGGAUUUAGUGGGCCAGGAGCAACAACAGGACCUGGAGGAGCUGAUAUAAAAGGUGGUGCGGGUGCACUAGGUGGAGUCGGUGGACUUAGUAGACCGAGUGCAGUAAGUGGGGCAUUCGGUGUUGGUGGAGCUGUGGGAUUUGGUGGGCCAGCAGUAUUCGGUGGACCUGAAGGAGUUAGGAUACAAGGUGGUGGGGACAGAUUAGGCGGAAUCGAUGAGUUUAGUAGAAAAAGUGUGCUAAGCGGAGCAAGUGGUGUCGGUGGAGCUCUUUCAAUUGGUGGGCCUGGAAUACCGGUGGGACCAGGAGGAGCUAGUAUACAAGGUGGUGCGGGCGCAUUGGGUGGAAUCGGUGUUCUUGGUAAGCCAGAUGCACUGAGUGAGGCAGGUGGAGCGGCGGCCCAUGGUUGGAAAGGCGGCUAUGCUGGAAGUGAGGGCGGAGCAAGUAGCGGAAUUCAAGGAACAAGUGGAGUAGGUAAUCCAACUGGAUUUAGUGGAAUCGGCGAUAUAUAUUUCAGCAAUUUGGAUAUUUGUAAAAUUGGGCGUCAUGAUUUACAUCACAGUGACCAUCACAGAGAGAAAUUUGAAAGGUUAUCAGCGCAUGGGUAUCAUCCACAUCAUCACCAUUGGUAAUAAUUAUAAUUAUAGAAAUGUAGAAAAAAAUAUGUAUA
Messenger RNA from Hermetia illucens (black soldier fly), 3422 nucleotides. RefSeq lists its product as uncharacterized. The record is from RefSeq and is a predicted model, not a curated record. The transcript is spliced from 3 exons. NCBI's taxonomy places the organism in Eukaryota, Metazoa, Arthropoda, Insecta, Diptera, Stratiomyidae. Bases 1 to 3384 code for a protein of 1127 amino acids.